This is a messenger RNA of Phalacrocorax carbo (great cormorant), 1161 nucleotides long. NCBI's taxonomy places the organism in Eukaryota, Metazoa, Chordata, Aves, Suliformes, Phalacrocoracidae. The record is from RefSeq and is a predicted model, not a curated record.
UGUUGCCUGUGCCACAAGCACGGCAGCUCUCAGCACGCCUUGCGGACAGCCACUUGGGCAUAGCAGAAGAGCAAAAUGCUCCCUGGGGAAACAAGCCUGACCUGUUUGCCGCGGGGCCGUGGCCAGCGCAGGAAUGUGGGUGGUUGGCAGCUGCAGGCAGGUCCCGUGGGGAUGCAGAGCCCUGCUUGCCUUCACUCCUGCCCUCAGCACUCAGGCGCCCACACGAUGCUCCUGCUGCUCCUCCUGCUCCUGGCGACGGCCCACGGCCUGGAAAAGCUCCACUACAAACCAACCCUGGCCAGCACCACCCUGGGGGGCCUGACGACCGCCUCCACCUUUGUGCUGGAGCAGCCCCACUGCAUCUUCACCAAGGAGCUAGGCGGUGCUGUCAUCUGGCUCGUGGUGACCACCUCCAAGGCCGCAGGGAACUUCAACAACAGUGUGGGACCAGGGACCCCCGAGCGGGCCUUCCAGGGCUUCCCCACCAGCACCUCUGCCUACAUGACCCUCAACACCACCCUCAUCAACUACCCCUGCCCCAAACCCUCUGGGGAGAUCACGGUGCUGCGCGUCGGCAGCGAGACCAGCUGUGCCAAGGAUGAGAAGAGACCCACAUGCAACGGCCCCCUGCCCAGCCCUGGGCCGUACCGGGUGAAGUUCCUCGCCCUGGAGGACUCCAAGCCCGUGGCUGAGACAAACUGGUCAGACUCCAUCAUGCUGAAGACAGCCCGGCAGCUCAGCAGCAUCCCCGUGAUGGGCAGCGGGCGCAGCGCCGGCAUGAUCGCCCUCACCUGCAUCCUCUCCAUCCUCUUUGCCAUCCUGCUGGCUGGCCUUGUGGCAUUGCUGGUCUUCUGGGGCUCCGAUGUCUGUGGUGGCAGCAGCACCUUCAGCAAGUCAGAGCCGGUGACAGUGCAGCGGUAUAACACCCACCAUGUCCAGGACCAGACAUCUGGCCGGCUCUGAGCCUCCCCCGCGGCCCUGCGCUGCCUCGCCGCUGCCCUCCCUGCCUGCUCCUGCACUGGCUGCUGCCACCUCGCGCACCCUUGGGUGCCCCGGCAAUUGCACCAUCAGCAUCAGUGAUAGAACACCCACCGAUGCGGGGGCAUGGCCAGAUGUGCCCCAUGGACCAGGGCCCCGGAGAGCUGUGACGGAGCAGAUUAA